Molecule: messenger RNA, 1388 nt
Organism: Danaus plexippus (monarch butterfly)
Lineage: Eukaryota; Metazoa; Arthropoda; Insecta; Lepidoptera; Nymphalidae
Product: carboxypeptidase B-like
Exons: 5
Coding region: 59-1345 (428 amino acids)
Biological process (GO): proteolysis
Molecular function (GO): zinc ion binding; metallocarboxypeptidase activity
Source: RefSeq, a predicted model, not a curated record
GUAAUUAGGCGUUCUUAUAUAUAUUAGGUUAGACAUGGCUUCCUGUUAGAUAGUUACUAUGAAGGUGCUGGCUGUAUUGUUUUUAGCUUCCUUGGUCUCGGCCAAACAUGAAGUUUAUUCAGGAUGGAAGUCUUACUACGUCAAUCCGUCCACUCAAGAGCAACUCGCAUCCCUAGGACAGCUUAUACCAUAUUUAGAAUUGGAUUUCAUCAGCUAUGCAUCCGUGAACAGACCAGGAGUGGUUCUUGUUAAACCAUACCAUCAGGAAAAAUUUAUAAAGUUCUUAGAAGAAGAAAACAUUGAUCAUUGGGUGCACAGUGAAGAUGUUAAAGAAUCUCUUGAUAUUGACGAUGCUAUCAUAGAGGAAAUAAAUCAGAAAGAAUCAAAAUUUAAUGGCGUCAGGAUACCGUAUAAUAAUUACCAACCUUUGGAAGUUAUCUACCAAUACAUUGACAUGAUUGCGGAGAAAUAUCCUGAAGUUGCUACUUUAGUCACUCCGGCUAAUUCAUUCGGAGGAAUCCCAAUCAAAUAUUUGAAGAUUUCCAAGAACAAAUUUCAAGGAAACAAACCUGUUAUAAUCAUUGACGCUGCGAUGCAUGCAAGAGAAUGGAUAACGCCACCAACAGUGACUUAUGCUAUCCACAAGCUGGUUGAAAAUGUCACUGAACCGGACUUGCUCGAAAAUUUCGACUGGAUCUUGUUACCAGUUGCUAAUCCCGAUGGUUAUAAAUAUUCUUUUGAGAAGGAACGUUUUUGGCGUAAGACUCGUUCAACUGACCAACAUCCCACGAGUAGAUUAUGUCCAGGCGUAGAUGGAAACAGGAAUUUUAAUUUUGUUUGGAAUACAAUUGGUACCAGCAAUAACCCUUGUUCUGAUAUAUACGCUGGCGCAAGGCCCCAUUCAGAAAUAGAAGUGAGGGUAGUCGAAAAUAUUAUAACAGAACACUUAGACAAUGCUCUUAUGUACUUAACCAUGCACAGUUUUGGAAGUUAUAUUCUUUACCCUUGGGGUCACGAUGGUUCACUGCCACCCAACGCCUUUGCCUUACACCUUGUUGGAGUAGAAAUGGCUGAUGCGAUAACCAAUGUACAGUUACCUAAUUUCCCAAAAUACCGGGUCGGUAAUGCUGUAACUACUCUUGGAUAUCCGGCUUCUGGUGCUGCAGAAGACUAUGCUCAUAUGAGGGGCGUUCCUUUGUCGUAUACCUACGAGUUGCCUGGAUUGAGAAGUGGUUUCCAAGGUUUUCAUUUAGAUCCAAGGUAUAUAAGACAGGUCAGCGAGGAGACGUGGAUCGGUAUUGUUGCAGGUGUCAGAAGAUCUCUUCAAUUUGCUAGUAAUAAAUAAUUUAUGAUAACUGAUAAGUAAAUAAAACUAUUUCCAAUAAUAA